This is a messenger RNA of Xenopus tropicalis (tropical clawed frog), 7861 nucleotides long. RefSeq names its product chondroitin sulfate proteoglycan 4b (gene cspg4b). The transcript is spliced from 10 exons. The coding region runs from base 308 to 7489 and encodes 2393 amino acids. Lineage: Eukaryota; Metazoa; Chordata; Amphibia; Anura; Pipidae. The record is from RefSeq and is a predicted model, not a curated record.
GGACCCUCCUCCCCCAGGGACACACACAGUCCCACACACACAGUAGGGAGCCCCCAGCUAGCAAUGGGCCGGCCCUGUGUGGCAGUGUGCUGCCGGGACCCUCCUCCCCCCAGGGACACCCAAUCCCACACACACAGUAGGGAGCCCCCAGCCUGGGAGGCGUAUGACGUGACUGUGCGUACCCAGGUGCUGCGGGGAGGGCACCGAGUUGGGAGAGGGGUAACGGGAGGGCCAUGGAGUUGGGGCGCAGGAAUGAGAGAAGUUUCUGAGGUGCAUCGAGAGGUUACUGAAAGUCUCGGUUCCCAACAUGGGGCCGUGUGGGAGUUUGUCCGCCUAUGUAUAUGUUCUGGCAGUGGUUGUGUCCAGCAGCCGGCUACACACUCUAGCAGCUUCUUUUUAUGGCGAAAGCUUUGUUGAGCUGAAAACAGCGGAAUCUUUUUCUAAGUCGACGCUUCAUCUUAAAUUUCGAACUAGCAAGCCAGAUGGGUUACUAUUUCUUGCAGCCGGGAAGAAACAAUACAGUUUACUUGAACUACACUCAGGACAUGUCCAGGGGAAAAUUGAUUUUGGAGAAGGUGAACAAAUCUUGCUUCCUAAAAAUGGCCCUCGACUAGAUGACUUGGAGUGGCAUGUGGUUAAACUACACCAUGAAAAUGCAGAUGUUGUUCUAAGUGUUGACCAACACAUUAACUCUAGUCUACGAGUUGCUGGAGGACUGCAGGAGUUCAGUGUUCAUUAUGGUCUCUAUGUUGGAGGAUUCAGUGAUCUGGAUGUUUCUUAUGCAAAAAUAUUGCCGAAUCACUUCAGAGGAUGUUUAGAUGAAGUUGUGUUCAAUAAUCAAGAAUUACUUUCAUCCCUCAGGCCUUAUCCAGGAUUAAAAAAUGUUCAUGAAGUGUCGCUAGGGUGCAGUGAUGAAUUCUUUGUGAGUGAAGAUGAUCCUAUGAGCUUGUUCAGCUCCAAAUCCUACGUAGUGUUACCUCCAUGGACUCUCGAAGAAGGAGGAGUCUGGGAAUGUUUGCUCCAGUCCUCAGCUGGAAAAGGAUUGCUAUUGUAUCAGUCAGGAAGUGUGGGGAAUUUUAUUUCUCUUGAAAUACAAGACUAUAUAUUAAAAGCCCAUCUUAGAAAAGGAAACAGUUUAAUUCAGCUUUCUACUUUGAAUCCAAUUACUGAACAUAAGUGGCACCACAUUAAGCUUAAACUUAGCGCAAAGCAUUUUCACCUGACUUUGGAUGAGGAGACUGUAAAGGCCUCCUUAACACUUAAUUCAAAAAUUGCCCACCUUAAUGGUCCUUUAUUUGUUGGUGGUGUAAAUGAUGCUGCCCGAAAAGUUCUGAUCUCUAGUCUAGGUGCUGUUCCUGGAAAGCAUGCAAAAGUUGUCUCAUUUAAGGGCUGCAUAAAGAACAUAAAGGUCAAUUCCAAAAUAUAUGGCUUAAAAAAUGCUUUGGCUACUAAGGAUGUUUCGCCUGGGUGCAAAACUGAAAUGCUGUUAACCACAUCCCCAGUAAACAAAGCUGAUGAGAUGCAUCUUAACACAGCAGCACCAUCGACCAGUCUUGUCACAACCACAACAGCAGCCACCCAAAAUAAUGCCAAACACCAUUUCAUUGUGCUGAAUAACUUAGUAGUUCAAGAGGGUGGCAGAGCACCAUUGCAAUCUAAGCAUAUCAAAUUGAAUCUGGAUUUUAAAAAGCUGGGUGUCCGUCAGUCACAAAUUACCUUUAAAAUAGUGAAAUAUCCACAAAGCGGCCAGUUGAAAAUAGAUGUUCCAACAACACAAAAUAAAGACGUGUUCACCAUGCUAGAUCUGUGGCAUGGCAGAAUCACUUACAUUCAUGAUGGAUCAGAAGGAACAAAUGAUAAUUUUACUUUUACGGUCACAGCCACCAGCAAAAAUGAGAUUCCCUUUUAUUUAGAUGGGACACAGCAGCAUUUAUUCAGUAUUACAGUAACACCAACAAAUGAUGCACCAGAACUUUCCUUGCCAGAAGGCAAUCUGUUUGUCUUACUGGAAAACUCAAAAAAACGCCUCCCUGCAAAUCUGCUCAAGGUUUCCGAUGUAGACACAGAUCCCCAGAACCUAAAUUUCGUAGUGCUCGGUAACCUCAAUGCAGAUGCUGGGUUCUUAGUAAAUGGAAGGGAUGCAGGAAAGGGAAUAUCUAUAUUUUCUUACUCUGAGCUGCUUGAUGGGAAUAUAUUCUAUGUCCACCAUGGGGUCAAGAAUUCCAGACUUGUACUUAGAGUAAGCGAUGGAGACAAAGUAAGCAACACAGUGGUACUCCGUAUUUUAGCCGUUCCUCUAGAUUAUAAAUUAGUCAACAACACUGGAAUCGUGGUGACACAGGGAGAAAGCACUCUAAUUCUAACCAGUAACUUAGGUGUGGAUACUAAUGCUGAAAACCAGGACAUGGAAAUUAGAUAUGACGUUAUGGAAUUGCCAAAGUAUGGUCAGAUCCAGAGGCGGAGUGUUGGAAAUGAAUGGAAGUCUGCAAAUUCAUUUACUCAAAGAUCCCUUGAGCGUGAGCGGAUACGAUACCUGAGUACAUUUAAUGAGGUACAAGAAGCUGAUGGGACUGAAUACUUUAAGUUUAAAGUCACCAUUGCAAAUAAAUCCAGUGAAGAAUAUCUGUUUCCUAUUAGUGUUCAAUGGCUCAAGUAUACCUUGGUCAAACAUUCUGCUCUUAAUGUUGAAAACAGAAAACCAGUGACUUUCACCACCGAUAAUAUAUUUUCUGUUGUAACUGGAAUAUCAACUGCGGCAAAAGAAAUAUAUUUUAAGGUACUGUCCCUACCUAAAAAAGGCAGGAUUCUUGUUAAUAAAAACAAUUUAAAGGAAAAUGAUAUGUUCAGCCAAGUAGAUAUAACAGAUUUGAAAGUAGAAUAUGAAUUAACUGAUCAGCCUCGUCAAGACUCUCGUGAUUUCUUUAGCUUUAGCUUGUUCACCAAACACGCAGAGUCUAAACCACACGAGUUCCAAAUAAACAUAAAGGCUGACUUGAAUAGCAUUUUCUUGACAAACAAUGGUCUGUCUUUAGCAGAAGGAGACUCAAAGCUUAUAACUAGGAACGAGCUGUUUGUGCAAACUCUGAAUAACAAGACUUUUAGUUAUAAAGUUCAAAAAAGCCCUCAACAUGGAAAGCUUAGGCUUAUUAACUUUUCAGAUUCUGUGCUGAGCAAUGAUAAUAUCACUGCAUUUUCCAGUCAGGAUAUUCUUGGGGAACGUCUCAUGUACGCUCAUGAUGAUACAGAAACAACAGCAGAUUCAUUUACCGUUCUAGCCACAUCUUUGUCUUCAGAAGAUGAAAGUCCCAAUGGAAACAAAGUACAUGCUGAAGUCAUUUUUAACAUAUCUAUCGAACUAAAGAAUGAUGAGAAACCCAUUCGUAUGGUGGACAAACUUUUUCACGUAGUUCGUAACGGUCAGAGACUUGUGACACUGGAGGAUCUCUGUUAUCAUGAUUCUGAUACAGAUUUUACUGACGGUCAGUUAUUAUAUACGAGGCGUGGUAUUCCGAAUGGUGAUCUGGUGUCAGCUAAUGAUCCUUCCACAAAACUUUACCAGUUCACUCAGGAAGACUUGGAAAAGAAACGUGUCUUGUUCAUGCACCAAGGAAGCGAUUAUGGAAGGUUUGUUUUAUUUGUUACCGAUGGCAAACAUUACACAUCAUCUCUACUGGAAGUGAGUGCAUCGGAACCCUAUGUAAAAGUAGUCAAUAACACUGGUCUUUUGGUACAGAAAGGGAAGGAACAAAUCAUAACCAUAUCUAAUAUUAGUAUUGCUACAAAUCUAUAUAUUGAAAGUUACAAGGAGAUUGUGUACAAUAUAGCAUCUUCACCAAAAUACGGGAAAAUACUGGUUCAAGGUUCAGCAGCUGAAUCCUUCACCCAUCUAGACAUAAAAAGUGGACAUGUGACUUUUAGGCAUGAUGACAGCAAUAAUCUGCUGGAUGCUUUCAAUCUGACUGUUACAUUGAAGAAUAUUGCUGUAAAUAUUGAAAUUAAAGUGCGAGUGUACUUGGAAAGCCAUCAACGACUGCCAACUGUGUUGAACCUCAACAUCCUUGUUGUGGAACAGGGGCGCCCAGUUAAAAUUGAUGAAAGGAAAUUACAGGUUGUACAUGAGGAUAACUUGCCAAAAGAGAUAAUUUACUCUGUUAUAUCCCCUCCAUCACAUGGCUAUAUACGCAAGUUUGAAUCUGUAGAGGGUCACUUAACUGCGGAGAAAAAUUCAAUAUUGACAUUUACACAGCAGGAUAUUAAUGAUGGGCUUAUUCACUAUGUGCAGUCUGAUCCUGGUCAGCUCCAAGAUAACUUUACAGUGGACAUAACCAAUGGCAUCCGAAUAAUAAGUGGCAUUACGGUAUCUGUGGAUAUCAUUCCUCUAUUAAUCCCUCUUGCAACCCAGAACAUCACAGUGAAAGAAGGAGCAUCCAAGGCACUGACGGAUGAGCAGCUGAAUAUCUCCAAUAAGCAUUUUGCUGGACUUAACUUUGAGUUUGAGGUUAUUGAUCUGCCUAAAAAUGGCUACAUUGAAAACACCCGAUUCCCUGGAAUAAAAUUGAAUAGAUUUACAAGGAAACAGGUGGAGCAAGAACUGAUCUAUUAUGUUCAUGAUGACAGCGAGACACUGAAUGAUAACUUCACCAUCCUUGUGAACGAUACAGACCUUUCCAAGCACAGCCUGCCUUCUACUAUCUUUGUUACUGUGUCCCCAAUAAAUGAUGAGUUUCCGUUUAUAACUGCCAACAGCAUAUUUAGGGUGUGGGUCGGCUCUGUUACCGAGGUGACUUGUGAGGAUCUCUGUGCUAAAGAUAAGGACACCUCACCAUCAGACCUUGUGUUCUCGAUCACACCUCCUAGCAAUGGUCAUCUGGCCCUCAAAUCGUAUCCAAACAAAAGUAUCCUUAACUUCACACAGCAGCACAUAGAUGACAAACAUCUGGUAUUUGUACAUAGUGGGUCCAUGUCAGGAGGAUUUAAUUUUCAGGUUACUGAUGGCCUGAAUUUUGCUCCAAGACAAAUUUUCAGCAUUACUGCAAGAACUUUGGUAAUAAACCUAGAAGCUAAUAAAGGACUAGAUGUUUUUCCAGGAACACGCAGGGCAAUUACUUCAGACCAUCUGAAAGCUGUAACUAACGACGAGAGCAAUAUGAAGAACAGGACUGUAACAUUUACUGUAGUUGUUCCCCCAAAGCACGGGCUCUUGAUGUUCGGGUUGCACAAUGCAACAGAGGAGGUUUCUGGGUUUUCGCAGCUAAUGGUAGAUGAAGGAGUGAUAUUUUAUGAGCAUACAGAUAAUGAGGCCCUCCUUUGGAAUACACAAGAUUCCUUUACAUUCACUGCAUCAUCUCCCCCUGCUUUUCUGGAAUCCAGUGUUUUUCUCAUAACAAUAUCGUAUGAAAUCAAUGAUCCUGCCAGGAAAAGCCGCCUCAGAGCUAAUACAGGUGCCUCUGUGGAAGAGGGUGGAAAGGUUCUAAUUGAUAAAUCCAAAUUAGAUGGAUCCAACCUAUUACUAAAACUUCCAGAAACCCAGAGAGCCUCAUAUGAAGUUUGGUAUCAAGUGACCUCAUUGCCCAAUCAUGGCAUGAUUAUCGUUGGAGAUCGAAAUAUCACCAAAGACAAACCCAAUUUUUCUCAAUACAUAGUCAAUAAAUUUGGGAUUACUUAUAUGCACGAUGGCUCAGAGUCACUGGCUGAUAGGUUUACUUUUGCUACAUGGCUAAAUUUAAAGAGCAAAUCUGCAGUUAAACCAGACACUGAUGUGUUAGAAGAAAUGUUUAACUUCACCAUUAUUGGUGUGAAUGACCAAUCCCCCGAAUUAAAGACAAAAAGACCUUAUUUGAAAGUAUUGCAAGGGCAAAUGAUUGCUAUUGGAUCUGACAAUUUGAAUGUUGAAGACCUGGACAAUCCUCCUGAAGACAUAAAAUACACCAUAAUAAGUACUCCCAACAAUGGUUUCUUAGCCAACCAUGAAAAUCUAAAUGCAUCCGUUGAUCAUUUUACUCAAGCAGAUAUCAACGAUGGGCAUGUUUGGUUUGUGCAAGAUGGAAGCACUUCCUCUGGAGUUUUCUAUUUCAGUGUGACAGAUGGGAAGCACAAACCUUUGUAUAAACUCUUCAAUAUCGACGUGACAUCAGUCUCUAUUACAUUAGUGAAUCAGACUAAUCUUGUUCUUACCCAAUCGCAGACUUUUCUACCUAUUACAAAUAUGCAUUUAGCAGCUACCACCGAUGGAAGGAGCAAAGAGAUACUUUAUGAAGUUGUCCAGAUGCCUACCUAUGGUCAAGUAAUGAUUGAUUAUGCUCCAGUGACCAAAUUUGGGCAGAUAGAUCUCAAUCUGGGUAAAGUAAAAUACCAUGUGAGAAAUCUAACUGAAUCCCAGGAUAGCUUUGAGUUAAUGGCAAUGACCUCUGAAAGUAAUCUGACAGGACUGGUGCUGAAUGUAACAUUAAAGCCUCUUGUGCAUGUCAUAUCUAAGUUGGAAAUCCCUACGGAAACAAUUUACAUAAUACAAAUUAAAGAUCUUGAUGCAUCUGAGCUGGCCAAUGUGACUGGCAGUGAUCCUGAAUUCCAUAUAAUAGAUGAACCAGGCUAUGGGAGGCUCAUGCGGAGGAAAAUGCCCCAAAGCGAUGCAUAUGAAGACAUAGCUAUGUUUACUCAGGCAGAAAUCGAAACAGGCCGGGUACUUUUGGAAGUUAGCGCCAACCUGACAUACACUGAAAUGCAAAAUGACUCAUUUAGUUUCCUUCUUAAAGCAAGUAAUGUGCCACCUGCCUUGGGAGUCUUUUCAUAUUCUGUGGUGCCAAAUGAUCCGCUACUUUUUCAGGCUGUGACUUCUGAAGGAUAUCUUUCGGCAAGUACUACAGAGUCCUCUCACACCAGUUCUGUCUAUGAGAAAAGGACCCCAAAUUACUGGCUUAACAACACCAGUACAGUGGUUCCCAACAUAAAGAAUGUGCCAAAAUGGGGUAACAGAAAUCGAUGGGGAAACCAAAACAACGAAGAGCUUCUUUUUUCUGAAGCCACCACCAGCUCUUUCAGGGAAGCCACUGUUGGAGCAAAUCCUAUAAGCCCAAAAGCUGAGGCAAGUCAGAAUGGCAGUUCACUAUCUGUUAUUAUCCCACUCGUCAUUCUUGUCCUUCUGAUAUUAGCUGCCAUUUUGAUUGUGUGGUUUCUUAUGAAACGUAAGACUAAAAAGGCUCCACAGCAUGUGAAAUCCAACUCUUACAGUGUGGUGCCUCAGGUACCAUCUCCCUAUAUGGAGCGCAGUGCAACCAUACCAACCGUCACAGUAACACCUCUACAGAAGAGUCAUGAAUAUGUUUCUGUAAGCCCAUUGCUUCCACCACGACAAGCCCAUACCUACGCCAGCAGCUCACCUUCAUUAACAGAAAACGCUCAACAAAAUUCUUGGUUGCAUAUGGAUCCUGAAAUGCUACAACACUGUCGGACAACAAAUCCUACACUGAAAAACAAUCAGUAUUGGGUGUAGCACAAAAUACACCUUAAACUGAAAUACAUGCUGCUCCCUUAUAGGUCUGUGUUUAUGUAUUUUCAAAAUGAUAUAUGUAUGUAUCUAGUAGAAGUAAAUCUAAAGCAACUAGACUUGCUGGGUAGUCAUUGAAGAUGAUUCACUACUCAUCCAAGCAGCUUUUUCAGUUUAACUCACCGGUACGGGAAGUCCUCAGCAUAUAAACUCUUCUUAUGAUCCAAUCACAUUGUGCAGUGUAACUAUUCAGAGAGGUGACAACUGAAACUCGCAAAGGUUGUGAAUGCUGUGAGGCUACUGUGAUAGGAUUACCAAGGUGUCACACACCACAUGCAGUUGAACUGAAGAACCUGCUCAGAUGAGUAGUGAAAUGUC